This is a messenger RNA of Prunus armeniaca (apricot), 810 nucleotides long. NCBI's taxonomy places the organism in Eukaryota, Viridiplantae, Streptophyta, Magnoliopsida, Rosales, Rosaceae. The record is from the annotation of a GenBank genome assembly.
AUGUCAGGAAGCAAAGUGUUGCUAACGUAUAAGCGAAAGGGGCAAUCAAGAACAGAUCCUGUACAGGGACAUGAGUGCCAUAAUUCACUUUUUGUUGCUCCCGAUGAUACUUCUUUAAGCAAACCACCAGACUUGCAAGUUCAUUUGAUUGAUAAGCAUUCAUCAGAACAUUAUAACAGAAAUUCUGCGUCGUAUCAUCUCCAAUGCCUAGAUAAGCCCCAUAAGGAAAAGAAACGCAUUGAAGUAUCUGGCACAAGACAAAUACCAAUUAAAACCGUUCUGACAAGUCUUGAUGAGGUUCCCUCCCAAAGGGAUGCAUAUGGGAAUAAGUCUAGUGGCAAGAAAGUUGGCUCAUCUUCAAAUGCUAAUGCUGGAGCAUUGGUUGAUGAUAAUAAUGUUGGAGGGAGGUUAGUUUCUCAAUUGGUGAUGAAUUCCGCUGUAAUUACUGCUGAUUUUGUCAGACAAAAAUCAUCAUCAGCCGCAGCAGCAUUUGAAAGAAAAAGCAGCUCUGAAUGUGAUGGUAGCUCGCCAAGAUUGAAUACAUCAAACUUAGAAGACACUGAUUCAUUCUCUAGAAAUAAGUUAGAUAAAUUAGGUGGUGAUUCAGCUGCGCGAAACAAGUUGACCACUCCAUUGAUUACUUUCUGCCGAAGGAUUAAACGAAAAAAGGAUAUGGAUGAGUCUAAUAUACAAAGGAAAUCACUGCCUGUGGAAAAUAGCUGCUCAUUGAUAACCAAAUUGAAUAAUUCUGUUUGUAGUUGUACUAAUACCAGUUCUUAUGAAGAAACUUCCGCUGAAACUGCUCAGUAG